This is a messenger RNA of Phycomyces blakesleeanus NRRL 1555(-), 438 nucleotides long. RefSeq lists its product as hypothetical. The record is from RefSeq and is a predicted model, not a curated record. Bases 1 to 438 code for a protein of 145 amino acids. Lineage: Eukaryota; Fungi; Mucoromycota; Mucoromycetes; Mucorales; Phycomycetaceae. The transcript has 6 exons.
AUGGUUCUUUAUAUGAAAAACAUCUUUUUUUUUUUGGCUCAUCAUAUUUUAUGCUAUUCUGUUUUUGAUCUUUAUCCUUUUGCAAUACAAAUCAUGAAAAGCUUUUAUUCAAAAGGAAUAUGCUCGACACCGAGCUAUAUAUUGUCGUUCCCGAUCUGGGUUGGUCUUCCUUUUACUAUAACAAAGUCAAAAGGUCAAACCCACUGGGGAUCAAGGAGUAUACUUGUAAGAGGAAGAAUUGAAGAUUUGAGAUUAGGAACAAAGAUUCGUGAGAACUUGUGUUGGUUUUGUUUAUUGAGAAAAGAUUUUGUAUCAAAGUUUGAUGAGGAAAAUUAUAUGACUGUGGUCAGUCUCAAUGAAGUAUUAACAUCAAAAGUAAAUGUGUUUAUGAGUUAUAAUUAUGCUUAUAAUAAUCCACUGAUGUAUCUCAUAUUAUAG